Messenger RNA from Scomber japonicus (chub mackerel), 1719 nucleotides. It is a transcript of the gene dennd6b, whose product is annotated as DENN/MADD domain containing 6B. The record is from RefSeq and is a predicted model, not a curated record. Gene Ontology annotation, cellular component: recycling endosome. Gene Ontology annotation, molecular function: guanyl-nucleotide exchange factor activity. Bases 1 to 1719 code for a protein of 572 amino acids. The transcript has 20 exons. NCBI's taxonomy places the organism in Eukaryota, Metazoa, Chordata, Actinopteri, Scombriformes, Scombridae.
AUGAACCCGUUAGAUGACUUCGGUUCUCCGCUCCAGGAGGAGCGCCGGUUCCGGUGCCGGUGGGCCCGGUUCUCCUCCUGGCUGGACUGCGUGUGUGUGGUUACCUUCGACCUGGAGCUGGGCCAAGCUAUAGAGUUGGUUUAUCCUCCAGAUGUGAAGCUGACGGAGAAAGAGAAAACCAGCAUCUGCUACCUGUCGUUUCCUGACUCGUACUCAGGAUGCCUUGGGGACACUCAGUUCAGCUUCAGGCUGCGUCAGUCAGUCGGUCGCAGAGCGGCGACGCUCAGAGAGGACGACUACGACCGAGACGCUCCGGUUACUCUGCAGAGAGAAACGUCUCAUUUCAUUGGCUACGUCUAUUUCAGACAAGUCAGAGACGCCUCAGUGAAGAGAGGAUACUUCCAGAAGUCUCUGGUGCUGCUGUCCCGGCUGCCGUACACUCACCUGUUCCACUCGCUGCUGCAGAUCAUCACACCUGAGUUCUUCGAGAAGCUGGAGCCCUGCCUGGAAGCAGUCUGUAACGAGAUUGACCAAUGGCCUUCACCCGUACCUGGACUGACCCUGAACCUGCCUGUGAUGGGCGUGGUCUUACAGGUCCGGAUCCCGUCUAAGGCCGACAAACCAGGAGGAAGUCCAGUGAGACACGCGCUGAAGGAGAACUUCCUGCCGGCUCCGACGCUGCUGCCCUCCAUUACGGACCUGGAUCUGUUCAGGUGUUUCCAGUCGGUCCUGGUCCACCUGCAGAUGCUCUGGGAGCUCACGUUGCUCGGGGAGCCCGUGGUCGUCAUGGCGCCGUCUCCCACCGUUUCCUCGGAAACCGUGCUGGCUCUCGUCAGCUCCAUCAGUCCUCUGAAGUUCUGCUGCGACUUCCGGCCGUACUUCACGAUCCACGACAACGAGUUCAGAGAGUACACCACCCGGACCCAGGCCCCACCUAACGUGGUUCUGGGCGUCACCAAUCCAUUCUUCAUUAAGACCUUUCAGAACUGGCCUCAUGUGGUCCGACUGGGAGAGAUCCGGAUGGCAGGUGAUUUACCCAAACAGGUGAAGGUGAAGAAACUGUCCAAACUGAAGACGCUGGACACUAAACCAGGGAUUUACACGGCCUACAAGACCUUUCUACACAAAGACAAAGUCCUCAUCAAGAGACUGCUGAAGGGCAUUCAGAGGAAGAGACCUUCAGAGGUGCAGAGUGCCAUCCUCAGGAGACACCUGUUAGAGCUCACUCAGAGCUUCAUCAUCCCACUGGAGCGGUACAUGGCGAGCCUGAUGCCUCUGCAGAGAUCUGUGACACCCUGGAAGACGCCUCCUCAGAUCCGUCCCUUCAGUCAGGACGAGUUCAUGUCCACUCUGGAUCACACCGGUCCUCAGCUCACCUCGGGACUCAAAGGUGAUUGGAUGGGACUGUACAGGAAGUUCUUCAGGUGUCCGAACUUUGACGGCUGGUACCGACAGAGACACCGAGAGAUGAGCCAGAAGCUGGAGAGUCUCCACCUGGAGGUCAUCAGUGACGCUGACCUGCUGGGUUGGACCAGAGACAAGUCUGAGGUGGAGACCGUAGACCUGAUCCUGAAGCUGCGAGAGAAGCUGAUUAAAGCUCGCAGGCAGCAGCUGCAGGUGAGAGACGGCGUCUUAGACAAACUGGAAGUCUUCAUAAAGUCCAUCAUCUCGUCUCUGCCCCAAGACCUGCAGCGAGUCCUCCACGACCCCAAGACCUGA